Neopsephotus bourkii (Bourke's parrot) is the source of this 2937-nucleotide messenger RNA. It is a transcript of the gene GAREM2, whose product is annotated as GRB2 associated regulator of MAPK1 subtype 2. NCBI's taxonomy places the organism in Eukaryota, Metazoa, Chordata, Aves, Psittaciformes, Psittacidae. The transcript has 7 exons. The record is from RefSeq and is a predicted model, not a curated record. Bases 74 to 2677 code for a protein of 867 amino acids.
CCCGGCCCCGCCGCUGCCCCGGCCCGGCGGCGGCGAUGGAGCCCGGCCCGGGCCCGGCUUGAGCCGCGAUGCGAUGGAGAAACUGGCGGCGGGGCUGGCCCGGCUCCGCUGGAGCCCCGCGGCGCUGCCCCUCGACGCGAUCGUGAGCCAGUGCCGGCUGCCCACCCUCGUGUGCCUGGGGCAGGGCGAACGUGUGGAGGGUGUCAGUGCCCAGGACGUGCUGCUGGUCCACUCGUGCCGGCAGUGGACCACGGUGACUGCUCACAGCCUGGAGGAGGGACACUACGUCAUUGGCCCCAAGAUCGACAUCCCGCUCCAGUACCCAGACGAAGGUGCUGAGAUGCUGGCGGCCGCAGUAGCAAGAGCCUUAAUGACCGCUCUAAGUGCUCACCAUGUCGGGAAGUUCAAGCUGCUGGACCAGGACCGGGACAUCCGUGAGCCCGUGCAGUAUUUCAACAGCGUGGAGGAGGUGGCCAGCAUCUUCCCAGACCGCAUCUUCGUCAUGGAGGCCAUCACCUUCAGUGUGAAGGUGGUGUCGGGGGAGUUCAGCGAGGACAGCGAGGUGUACAACUUCACUCUGAACGCUGGGGACGAGCUGACGCUGAUGGGCCAAGCGGAGAUCCUCUGCGCCAAGACAGUGAAGGAGAAGUCGCGCUUCAACACCAUCCUGCGGAAGCUGGGCAAGGCGGCGCCGGCAGCGGGCGCCAGGCAGGUGAAGGGCAAGAUGCCCUGCCUGAUCUGCAUGAACCACCGUACCAACGAGAGCCUCAGCCUGCCCUUCCAGUGCAAAGGCCGCUUCAGCACACGCAGCCCGCUGGAGCUGCGCCUGCAGGAGGGCGAGCACACCAUCCGCAGCAUCAUCGAGAAGGUGCGGCUGCCCGUCAACGUGGCCGUGCCCAGCCGCCCCGCACGCAACCCCUACGACCUGCACGCCAUCCGCGAGGGGCACUGCUACAAGCUGGUCAGCAUCAUCUCCAAGACCGUGGUGCUCUGCUGCAUCCUCCGCCGGGACGAGCUGGUCCCUUUCCACUUCCUCCUGCUCACCGACAUGCCCCGCUUCCAGCUGCCCGAGGGGCUGCUCGCUGGGGACCCGCAGCUGGAGAAGCUGCUGCGGGACAGCGCCGCCUAUUGCCACGACCGCUUCAACCCCGACGAGUACUCGCGGGCCGUGCGGGAGGCCAAGCCCGACCUCCUGGAGGAGUGCGCCAGCCCCCGGCGCCUCCGGCUCUACCUGCCCGCCUGCACCCGCGAGGAGCUCAGCCAGCCCCUGCAGCGCCUCUCCCUCUGCUCCUGCAGCCCCGCGGGGCCAAGGGAGCCCAGCGCCCGCUGCCAGGGACCGCGCGGCAUCGCGGGGGGCACCCCCCGCCCGCCGCUGCCCGACUUCCCCGACCCCGACCGGGAAUACAUGACCCCCGACUGGGCUGAGCCCGAGUUCAGGACUCAGGAGCCGCUGGAGAUCCCCUACGAGGAGCUCUGGAGCAACCCCAGCCUGGAGGGCUGCUGUGAGCCGGGCAGCGCUGCCGGCCGCCAGGACCUUGUCUCCUUCGGGGUUGUGGCCCCGCUGGGGGCCCUGCACCGCCCCAGUGUGCCCGGGGACGAGCCCCGCGGGGGUAGCCCGCCCCCCGUGCCACCCAAGUCGGAGGCGGUGAAGGAGGAAUGUCGGCUGCUGAACGCUCCCCCUGUGCCACCCAGGGGCGGCCGCCCCCCGGCACCCUGCAGCCCCCCGGCUGCCCUGCGCUGCUCGAAGCUGGCACCCACUCCCUCACCCAGCCCCAGCCUCUCCUACUAUUCCUCGGGGCUCCACGACGGCAGGUCGGUCCCUCGGAGCGGCAGCGGCUCACCCUCACCCGACGCCUAUUCCCUCUACUGCUACCCCUGCACGUGGGGCGACUGCAAGGCCGGAGAGGCCACUGGGCGCCCGCUGCCCCCUGCCACGUUGCCCCCUACCACCCAAACCUCCUGGUCGGACCCCUGGGCGUACGCUGAGCCAGGCGCUGGGGUGGGCGGCAGCUGCUCGACCCCGCUGUCAGGGGCUGAGCCCCCCCUGAAGCCCUAUCGCAGCUGCCCCCGCCUCAAGCCCCCGCACCCCCAAAAGCGCUUUGCUCCCUUUGGGGCACUCAACCCCUUUGCCAGCCCAGCUGAAUGGCCAGAGAGCCCCGAGUGGCCCAAGCCGCCUUCAGCCCCGGCUGCUCCAUCCUCCUCCUCCUCACCAGAGCCCUUUGCGCCCAUCGAGGAACCAGUGCCCCCCCCUCGCCCACCCAAGGGCUUCGAUGGGGACAGCAUCGUCAUCCACGGGGCGGCCCCACUCUCUCCCGCUGUCCUGCGUGGGGCCGAAGGCAGUGUCACCCACCUCUACCUGGCUCAGGGUGUCAUCGAGGUGCCACCAGCGGCGCGGGGCGAUGGGGGGGCCCCUCCGGCUGCUUCCCGGCCCAGUGGGGACAGCUCGCCCUGGCUGCCCCCCGCUGACCUCUCGGCUCUCUCGCUGGAGGAGGUAUCCAAGUGCCUGCGCUUCAUCGGCCUCUCCGAGGACGUGGUCAGCUUCUUUGCCCGCGAGCGCAUCGAUGGGAGCAUCUUCGUGCAGCUCAGCGAGGAGAUCCUGGCCGAUGACUUCCGCCUCACCAAGCUCCAGGUGAAGAAGAUCAUGCAGUUCAUCAAAGGCUGGCGCCCCAAGAUCUAGCCACACGCUGGGGACACCCUGGGCAGCCACCCCGUCCAUGGGUCUUGAUGUCCCCACUCCUGUCCCCUGCCGCGCUCCACCAGUGCCCACCGGCUGUGGGUAUCCCGGCAGCUUGGCCCCAUCACCCGGCCCUCCCCUUUUCUGUUUUAACACUGGACAGUAAUUUUGGCCCCAAUGGGCUGGAAAAUACUGGAGUUUGCUUUGACUGGUUUAACUUAAUCCUUGUGGAUUAGUGUAAUAAAGGUACGGGAGAAAAAUGA